Messenger RNA from Ascochyta rabiei, 1278 nucleotides. RefSeq lists its product as uncharacterized. NCBI's taxonomy places the organism in Eukaryota, Fungi, Ascomycota, Dothideomycetes, Pleosporales, Didymellaceae. The transcript is spliced from 3 exons. Bases 1 to 1278 code for a protein of 425 amino acids. Gene Ontology annotation, biological process: actin filament polymerization. The record is from RefSeq and is a predicted model, not a curated record. Gene Ontology annotation, cellular component: cytoplasm; actin filament. Gene Ontology annotation, molecular function: microtubule binding; actin binding.
AUGGGCGCCCACCCCGCCUACCCUGCCUACCCGUACCCCGGCUAUGGCAUGCCAGGCAUGCCGCCCAUGCCCCAUCCCUACCAGGGAUACUCGCCUCCCCCUCCAGACGAGCGACACCACGCUCGGCCCAAGCAGCGAGCUGUCGUCGUCCAUGCGCCCCCGCCGCCCCCACCCCCGCCCCCGCCCCCGCCUCCAGACACAACCAGGGAGGAUGCUAUGCUGAAGAAGCUGAACGACCUGCUGCUCGGCAAGGCUGAAGAGGAGGCACGCAAAGAGGCAGAGGCGAGGAAAGCCGCAGAGCUCGCCAAGUUCGACCGGCUCGAGAGCCUGCUCAUCGCGCAGCAGGAGGCCCAGAUUGCAAAGAACAAGGCCAAGACGCAGGCCGCCGCCGACGCCGCCAGCGCCGCCGCCGAAGCCAAGAAGCGCGGCGACGAAGACAAGCUCGCCAAGCUCGAGAAGCUCAUCUUGGCGCAAAAGGACGAGCAGCUCAAGCGAGAGGCGGCCGCAGACGCCGCCCGCAAGGCCGCAGCCGAGGCCGCCGACGCGGAAGCCAAGAAGAUCGCCGAGGAGAAGAAGGCCGCAGCCGAGGCCGCGAAGCUGCUGCUCGAUGCAGCCCAGAAGGCGCGCGAGGAGGCCGAGAAAAAGGCCGCCGCAGAGGCCGAGGAGACCAAAAAGGCCCACGACAAGGCUCUCGCCGAGGCCAAGGCUGCUGCCGACGAGCUGGAGAAGGCGAAGAAGGCCGCCGAGGAAGAAGCGGCCAAGCUGAAGCCCUCGGACGCUCCCAAGGCGCCCAUCAAGUUCAAGGACGCCGUGGGCCGCAAGUUCAGCUUCCCCUGGCACAUUUGCAAGACGUGGAAGGGGAUGGAGGAGCUCAUCAAGCAGGCCUUUAUGCACGUCGACGUCAUCGGUCCUCACGUUCACCAGGGCCACUACGACCUCGUAGGCCCCAACGGCGAGAUCAUCCUGCCCCAGGUCUGGGAGACCAUGAUCCAGCCCGACUGGGACAUCACCAUGCACAUGUGGCCCAUGCCCGAGCCGCCACCCGAGCCACCCAAGGAGGCGCUUCCCCCGCCCCCGCCGCUCGACCACCAGCAGUUCAUGAUGAGCCACCCUGCGAUCCGUCCUUCCAAGGCGAAGAAGUCGAGCAGCAAGAAAGUUCCCCGGGUCAUGCCCGACCCCAUGGUGGUCAACGUGCCCCCGCCCCCGCCUGGCAUGGUUCCAGGGGGCCCCCACCACCCCGCCCGCCCCGGCGGUGCUCCCCCCCGGGUGUUGUCGUGA